AUGUCGGCACUCUAUGAACAGAGUACGCCAGAGGUGCUUGAGAUCAAUGACACCGUGGCGAAGGUGAACAUCCUGAGUUUUACAGAUCAGGACUUGGAUGAAGGUCAGUUGGGAGGUAAUAUUUCAUGGCGGCCACCACAAGACACCUCACAGGUGACCCACUAUCGUGCGUAUUUGGCGGAAGAUGCAGCUGGCCAUAUCGAACGAUCCCCGAUGUUUCUGGAGACACCGGUUGGAACCAAUCAGGAUCUCUUGCCCACAGACAGCACCGUUGUGAAUGCUACACAUUUGCUGAUAUACACAGUGUCUUCUUUGGUGGAGCAGUCUACACCCGAUUACUUUCUAUUCUUCGACAUGAUGGCCAGCGUCUCCAACGUGAUUUUCCUAGACAAAGAUGCAGAUUUUGGACAAGUUGGAGGUGUUGUUGAAUGGCAAGAACCCAGUGACACCUCCAGAGUCACACACUAUGUGGCCUACUUUUCACAAGAUGCUGCCGGCCUGGGUAAGUCCCAGAUUGGCGUCGACCUUCCUGAAGGCGAACUCAACGUCACAGUUCCAGCAGACACUCAACUAAGCUAUGUCGACGAUUCCGCUGGCUAUGCUGUGGUUUUCACUCGGUCCUUUUUGACCGAGCAGACGACCCCCAGAGCCCUGGAGGUUAGUGACACUGCUUCCUCUAUCCCAUACCUUCACUUCACCGACCUAGACCUGGACGAGGGGCAGAUUGGUGGCUACAUGCAGUGGCAAUCUCCGGAGGACAAUGGAACUAUAACACACUACAGGCUCUACGCAGCAGAAGACGAGCUUGGCACCAACAGGACUCGACUCUCGGAAGUGGCCUUCGGUACCACAGAGGCCCUUUUGCCGGCAGAUUUCGAUUUGCACAACUACACCCAUCUCCUCAUCUAUGCCAAGACAGAGGUAAGUGAACAGACAGUCCCUACCUUCCAUGUCAUCAAAGAUGAAGUCGCCAUCGUUUCUCACGUAAAUCUUGCGGACAAGGACUUGGAUCCUUUGGAACUGGGCGGUACUAUCACAUGGUCUCCUCCCGACACCUUGACACUGGUGACAGGCUACGUUGUGUAUUUGGCACAAACAGCAGCAGGUGCAGAGCGAGACAACGUGAAUGGAUUCAUAUCAGUGGCCACCUCAGAUCUACUUUCGAAAACCCUUUUCAAGACUCAAGACACGGUCGGCCGCUUUCGGGAGGAUUUGGACCUGGACCUCGGCGACUUGGGAGGAGAAGUGGCGUGGCAGCCUUCCCUCGACGUUGCCCAGGUCACGGGGUACUUCAUCUACUUCAGUCCUGCUGCGGAUGGAGCUGAAAGAUCCUUGCUGGGCAACACAUCAGACUCUGUGGAUCGUAUUGGCUUGUCGCACAACCAGAAGACCGGGACCCUGCGGCACGUCUUGGUUUAUGCUUCAUCUUCUUUGGCCGAGCAGAGCACACCACUGUCCUUGCCCUUCAAUGAAGCUCGGACAGACGAUCAGGACACAGAUUCCAGUGUCUCAGCUGUGAACUUCACAGAUCGUGACUUAGAUGCUGAAGAGCUUGGAGGUUUGAUCAGUUGGGCACAGCCUGAGGAUGCAUCGCUAGUGACCCAUUUCUUGGUGUACCUUGCAGAAGACCAGCAGGGCAGCAAUCGCUCGCAGGACUUGGACGCCUAUGACUUGGGUGGACCAAUCACAUGGCAAGUGUUGGGCGAUGAGACGCUAGUGUCCAGCGUAUCCGCCCGCGGGAGCAACCGCUCGCAACUGGGCACUACUGAGGUGGGUACAGACUUCAUCGACGUGCCUGUAGACUUUGUACAUAAUGAUACGGCGACCACCGAGAUCUACACACGUUCCUAUGGACGCACUCCAACGCAUGCAGAGGCGAUCAACAACACCAAUUCCAGCGUCUCGAACAUCGUCUUCCUUGAUGAUGACUUGGAUGACGAUGAGUUAGGAGGGAACAUUUCAUGGCAGCUGCCAGAAGAUCUCUCCCAGGUGUCUCACUACCUUUCCUACUUGGCAGAUGACAGCAACAGAUCACAGAUAGGCUCUGCACUGAGCGUCCAAAUGGAUCCCAUCUCUUUCUUGGAAGCAGAACAGCCGCAGCUGAACUACACACAAGUCUUGGUAUACACCAGGUCUGUGUUGGCAGAGCAAACCAGUCCAGCGGUCACAGAAAUCAGCGAUACCUUUGCGACUGUCCAAUCGCCCAAUUUUACGGACCAAGACCUUGAUGAGGAGGACUUAGGUGGCACGCUGUCUUGGCUUGAGCCAGCUGACAAUGCUCGGUCUGCUUGGUAUGUUAUCUACCUGUCGACGGACGCAGUGGGUGCCGGGAGACAAAUGGUUGGAGCAACCUCCAUUGGAACUAAUGAACUACAAGUGCCAGCUGACACCACAAGAGCCCCAUUCAAUUUCUUCACCCUGUUCACUCGUUCAGCUCUGGCGGAGCAGACAACUCCAGUUGCUUUGGCCUUGAGUGAUACGAUUGCCAGCAUCUCCUCCAUGGCCUUCCUUGACCUAGAUCUUGACGAGGAGGAACUUGGUGGGACCUUUUUGUGGCAGCCUCCUGAUGACCAGCAGCAGGUAUUCUCCUAUGAGAUCUAUUUGAGCAACAUUGGAUCUACGGAUGCAGGCCUUCAUCCCAAUGGAACCAAGGACUGGACUCAGCUACCUAAUGGGAGUGUUCCGGUGGGCACUCACGACCUCCAGCUGCUCCCUGAUUAUCCAUCUGCGGCCAGCUUCGUCCUCAUCUAUACUCGAUCUUUGUUGGUGGAACAGACCACUCCUGUGGGCUCUUUCUUGAAUGACUCCGUGGCGUCGGUUCGCAAUGUGUCCUUCACAGAUUUGGAUUUGGACAACUUGGAGCUGGGUGGAAACGUCACAUGGGAUGAUCCACCAGUAGAAGAGCAAGGAUAUCUAGCGGAAUUCUUCGAUGUCUACCUGUCCGAGGGGGCCUUCAUCGGACGUUCACACAUCCAUUCAGCCCCUGCUGGAACAAACUUUGCAUCGCUGGCACCAGAGACUGACAUAAGGUCCUUCUCGGAGAUCUUGGUUUUCACUCGCUCCACAUUGACAGAGCAGACCACGCCCAGAUCCUUCCAUCUCAGCGACGUCGGCCGUUACGUCCUGAAUUUGAACUUCCCGGAUCAGGAUCUGGAUGCUGGAGAGCUUGGUGGAAACGUAAGUUGGAGCGAGCCGCAGGACUCAUCACUGGUCGCGAACUAUGUGGUCUAUCUCGCAGAUUUGGGAGGCGAUCGGGUUCAAGCAGCAGACACCACGGAGGUUGGCUCUACCGUUGUAGCGAUGAACCCUGACACAUUGGUGCUCAACUAUACCCAUGUGGUUGUCUACACACAAUCAUCGCUGGUUGAACAAAGCACACCGCGAGCCAUUAACAUCAGUGAUUCUGUGGCAAGUGUCUCUGGUGUGCAGUUUGUGGACGAGGACUUGGAUGUUUUGGAGUUGGGUGGAGAGAUCCUUUGGACGAAGCCUCUGGAUGACUCCUUUGUCACCUUCUACGAUGUGUAUUUAGGGAACAGCAGCAUGGGCGCUUUUCGAUCUCAGCUGGGCCUUCCUGUUCCAGUUGGCACUUUGCAGACGUUUGCACCAGUGGAUUUGCCACAGGAACUCCGCUCUCACAUUCUGGUCUACACUCGUUCGGUCCUUGUUGAGCAGUCAACACCUACCGCAAUUGAGAUCAGUGACACGGUUUCCGAUGUGCUCAAUGUCACAUUUAUUGAUGAAGAUUUGGAUUUGCGUGAUUUGGGCGGCUACAUCUCCUGGGAGCACCCUCUUGACGUGAAGCAGGUGACAGCUUAUCAUGUUUACAUUUCGCAGGAUCCUGCUGGAUUGGGUCGUUCUCAGAUUUCCGAGAUCUUGGUCAAUGAGUCCCUGCGGGCCUUUCUGAGAUCUGAUCAACCGCUGUCGCAAUACACGGAUGUGCUAGUUUACAGCGAGUCCAGCCUUGCCGAGCAGACAACUCCUGUGGCCUUGAAGAUUUAUGAUGCGGAGUCUCUCGUCAUCAAUGCCAACUUCACAGACCAGGAUCUGGAUGGAGAAGAGCUGGGUGGAACUGUUGAAUGGCAACAAUCCGGCGACUACCACUUGGUUGUCGCGUAUGAUUUGUACCUCGCUAGAAGUGCCAGUGGAGUAUCUCGAUCUCGCCUCAAUGAAUCAUUGGCCUCUGACGUUUUCCGGCUGGAUCUGGCUCCGGAGUUGCCGUUGGACAUGGCCACACACGUGGUGAUCUACACACGCUCUUCACUGGUAGAGCAAACUACGCCAGUGGCAAUCAAUAUCAGCGAUGCUGAUUGGAACGUGCAGUGGGUGUCUUUCUAUGACAUGGAUUUGGAUGGUGGGCAGCUUGGAGGGGGCAUCAGCUGGGCAGCACCGGCAGAACUGACUUUAGUCACCCACUACGUAGCAUACCUUGCGGCCAAUGCUUCGGGAGAUCUUCGAUCUCAAAUCGGAUCGCAUGUGCCAGUGGGGACGAACUAUGUGGAUUUGCCGCCAGAGACACCAAUGGAUGGAGUUCUGACAAACAUCGUUGUCUACACAAAGUCGGCGCUGGUGGAACAGACCACACCAACUUCAAUGGAAGUGAAUGACACCUCUUCCUCUGUUUCCAACAUUGUGUUUGUGGAUAAUGACUUGGACGAGAUGGAGCUGGGUGGCAACAUCACUUGGUCGACACCAGUAGAUUCAUCGCAAGUGACUCUCUACUCUGUCUACCUGUCCACCAGCUUUGAUGCUGAAAACCGGUCCAUCGUGGCAGAGGAUGUUUCCAUUGGCACGAACACUGCACUACUGCCGGCAGAGACUGCGAUGCGAUGGUUUACAUACGUCAACAUCUACACAAAGUCUCCAGUGAUUGAGCAGACAACGCCCGCCUCACUUUUUAUCUCAGAUACAAUCGCGCUCAUUGCAGAUCUUGAACUCGUCGAUCAAGACUUGGAUGCCACUGAGAUUGGAGGGAACGUCUCGUGGAAAGUCCUCCAGGAUUUCGCUUUGAUCUCGCAUUUCUCUGUGUACUUCACCGAUGAUACUUCUUGGCAAGCUGCAAGACUCCGUGCUGGUCAGGAUGUACAGGCUUCAGAGUAUGCGGAACUCUUCAUUCCAGCGGAGACUGAUCCCCCGUUGGCCACAUACGGUUUUCUGUCGGUCUUUCCUUCAUCUUCCUUAGCUGAGCGGACCACACCCUUCUCAGCUGUCAUCAACGACACCAUCUCUCCCGUCUACAACAUUAGCUUCGUGGAUUUGGAUAUGGAUUUGCAGGACUUGGGCGGCACAAUCGCGUGGAAUGAGCCUUUGGAAGCUUCACAGGUGACUCACUACUUGGUGUACUUGACGAUGAAUGCCAGCGAAGGACAAUCACUUGUGGCCGAGGUGCCUUCCACUGAUGUCUUGGUUCAGCUGGCGCCAGAGACACCUGCACAGACCUUUAUAGUUGUUUUCAGCCGAUCAGUUUUGGUGGAGUCCACAACGCCGGAUUUCUUGACCGUCUCAGACUCGUUUUCCCAAUCAGAGGUGAACUUCACUGACAAAGACCUGGACGGCACUCAAAUCGGAGGUGUCAUUUCAUGGAGCAUCCCAGUGCCAGAUUUUCGACCAUUGGUGGAGCACUUCUUUGUGUACCUCUCUGACUUCGGAAAUCGGUCACAGCUGGGGAAUGGGCCGUGGAGCACGAGAGAGGUGUCCGUCCAGCCAGAGCUGUACUACGCCCCCCACACUCAUGUGGCAGUUUUUGCUGCAAGCUCGUUGGUGGAGCAAAGCACUCCCUCGACCACAGAAAUUGUGGAUACAGAUGCAAGUGUAUCCAACAUCCUCUUCCAAGACAAGGAUCUUGAUGCGGAUGAAAUGGGUGGCUACAUUUUUUGGACAGCACCCACAGACUCCCUGCAGGUGACAUACUACAACGUCUUCCUGCGAGAUGCAUCUUCAAGUUCACAGAUAGCAGGAGAUGGUCCUGGUGGCCUAGUGCCACUUGGGGUGGAGCAGGAGUUUAUACCGGCAGAGACCGCCAUUGCCAGUUGGCAGGAAGUGGCAAUCUACACACAGUCCAGCUUGGUGGAACAAUCCACGGCAGUGGCACUACCAAUUAUCGAUGAGAUCGCAUCGGUCUCUGGUGUGGUGUUUGAUGAUAUCGAUCAGGACAUUGACGUGCUUGGUGGGCAAAUCAGCUGGGAACAUCCCAACGACACCUCCGAGGUCAGCUUCUACGUCGGCUACUUUGCCAACUUCCCAGGGGCUACAUACGGCAGCCGGAGGCAAGAGUUUGAAGUGGCCUCAAGCGCAAAUUACUUUGACCUGAGCCUUCAGACACCUCAGUCAGGAUACAGCUAUAUCUCAGUCUACACAAAGUCCAGCUUGGCAGAGCAGACCACUCCAACCUCCAUUGACCUUGUCGACUUCUGCCAGAAUGUGCCAACGCUGGAGAACACGAGCUUGACUCCCGAACAGGGCACCCUAAUGUUGGAUUAUUAUGAGGUACCCGAAUUGGUCAUCACCAAGUUCUUCCAAGUCUCAGAGGACGGCCUUUCUGUGGAGUUUGCUCCCUUGCGAAAGGGUCCCAUUACCAUGAUCAUUACCAGUACCACGGCAGUGGUGGGGAUGACUAGCGCCCAAGUCCAAGCCUUGAGCAACGCUAUCGGUGGGUCGGGCUGUCAAAUUGCCGGAGAUCAAAUGGCCGCAUGUACGAAUACAACGCUCCACUUGACCGGCUGUGCUCUUGACGUGGGAGGACUUCACCAGUACCGUCUUUGGAUCCUACAAGAAGAUGAGACGUCAGUCUUGCCAGAGACGGCCCAUAUUGACUUCAUGAUUGCCUCAGUGGUUUUUACGCAAGGCCCUCUUUUGUACUUCCGCAACAUGACAGCAGUGGCGAUACAGUACAUUCCCAGCCACGAGGGCUUUGAGUGGCUAUAUGCGGUCGCUCUGGCCAACGGACUUGCAGAUCAGGUCCAGGCUGAUGGUGACUAUUCCAUUUGGAGCCAGCGCGUGAAGAGCAUGUACCUCGCGGAAGGUGGCGCUUGUCAGUCUGCCGAGACACCCAUUCUCGGUCAAGAAGUGAAGAUUUCUUUUUUGCUCAACUGCUCCUUCGAGCUCGGCCAGGCAUACCGGAUUUUCGUCUUGCUGGAGGAUGGAUCCAACCGAAAUGAUGGUACAUUGAAGACACUGGACUUUGUGUAUCAGGGCGAGAUGACUCUGGACUCAGCCAUCCCAUAUUCUCAUCCGGUGCCAAGUUCUGACAGGUGGAGAAUUGUGCCUAUGACAUCGGUGGCAGACUGGAGAAUCCAACGCAUUCGGAUGUUUUCGGAUGUUACAUGCACACACCCAGUGGACGUGUAUCCUUCACCGUAUUUGGAUCCAUUGUGGUCGACUGUGCAAGAAGGCGAUCCACUUCCCAAUGGUGCUGCCUUCUCGUAUCCUGGGCCUUUGUCCAGCAGCAACGAUGUUUUCAAGGAUGUUGGGAAUUCCUGGGCUUCUGGCCAGCAUUGUGCGCCUGGUGCCUGUCACAUUGGCUUUAGCUUUGGUGGUGGCAACGGUGACCUUCGCGUUUCUACAAAGGUGGGCUGUGUGGAGGUGACGCAAUCAGAGGUCACUGGAGAGUUCGCCGAAAGCCUGGAGCUUCAGUACCAUGAUGGCACCGCCUUCGUUGCGUACCGUCAGGCCUUCGGCCUCUCCGGUGGCUACGCCUUGGUUCCAACCUUCAAUGGCACAGUGGGAGUACAUGUGGACCCCAGGUGA
Durusdinium trenchii is the source of this 7743-nucleotide messenger RNA. The record is from the annotation of a GenBank genome assembly. NCBI's taxonomy places the organism in Eukaryota, Dinophyceae, Suessiales, Symbiodiniaceae.